This is a messenger RNA of Zootoca vivipara (common lizard), 12584 nucleotides long. It is a transcript of the gene GGA3, whose product is annotated as golgi associated, gamma adaptin ear containing, ARF binding protein 3. Gene Ontology annotation, cellular component: trans-Golgi network. Gene Ontology annotation, biological process: Golgi to plasma membrane transport; protein localization to cell surface; intracellular protein transport. Gene Ontology annotation, molecular function: ubiquitin binding; small GTPase binding; phosphatidylinositol binding. The record is from RefSeq and is a predicted model, not a curated record. NCBI's taxonomy places the organism in Eukaryota, Metazoa, Chordata, Lepidosauria, Squamata, Lacertidae.
CUCUGUUGUCUGUGUCUGUCUGUGCAUCGCUUUAUACAGUGUACAUGUUGUUGAUAUUAUUAGACAGCUUUGUCGCUUUUGAGAAGACCAUACAGAUUCCUCAUGCCUGUUCAACCUUGCCUCUGCCUUUGCAAGGCUUCUUUAUAAAGUUGGUACUCCGUUUUUAGGAAUAACACAAGCAGUAUACUGCUGGCUAUGAACCUGGUAGGGCCUGGUUCAAAUUUUACCUCAGCCAUGAACUUAGCUAGGUGUCUUUAGGCAAGCCAUUAUCUCUCAGACUUAUUAUAUUGUCUAUACAUAUGGGAAUAACAGCACUUGACUACCUUAAAGGGCUGUUGCAAGAAUGACUCAGAUGUUUGCGAUACUCAAUGAAAAUUGGAAACGCACUCUAUUCAUUAGCAAUGUUCCCUCCCUCGACAUUUGUGGGAGCCCAGUCUAUGGCUGUAUCACUUCUAUCUACUGGUAAUACUUCUUCUCCACCCUAACGUUAAAAUAUUUCAUAACUGGUAAUUAGCUAUACAGUAAUAGCCAUUUCCUGGGUGUAAAUGGGACACUUAAUGUAUUCCUUUUGUAGCAUCCAGGGUAUGUUGUAAUGUGCUCUGGUUACAAGUUUUGUCAGCUAGGUGUCUUUUUAUUAAUUUAUUACUUUUAUUGCCCACCUUCCUUUCAAGAAGCUCAGGGCUGCGUGAUACGUGAUUUUCCUCUCCUCUUUUUUUUCUUACAGCAACCUGUAGGGUAGGACAGGCUGAGAGAUAAUGACUGACCAAAGGAUACUCAGUGAAUUUCAGCAGCCCCUGCACCACACUACCUUUGACUGCCUCAUGUACCUGAAGACUAUGCUAUAUAUUUCUGUCUGUAAAGGUCCUUUACUAUCUCCCACUUCCUAAAAUAGUUAUUGCAGUACAUUGCUGUUAUUGUCAAUUUCCAUUGUUUCUGAACGUGCCCAGGUUAUUCUCCCCACCUCACCCCCAAUUUAGGGUUGUUUUUUUAAGGGCGGGGAAUUGCCAUUUACUGAAAGAAAUGUAGCUACAACCUCCUUUGUACCUGUUCUUUCCAUCCACUCAGCUGAUGCUUCUUGCAGCUGUGCCUGUCUCGGCCUGAACUCUUCCAUCUUACUCACUUCCUGGUCAUUUCCUCCUUUCAAAUUCUACAGAUCCUAAGCUCCCCCAGGGAGAAAAAUGCACCAAAGAAAGUUAUACCCCUAGCUUGUUUCUGCAUGGAGUUGGGUGCUAGGUCUUGUGUUUUGACCCGUGCAAAUAAAAAAGCGCUGUCUCCAAUAUGGAUCCGGGGACGGACGGACCAUGUGCACUUGAAUAAGCAGUGCACUCAAACCGAGACAUCUAAGCAGAAACCCAGAACUGCAAUUGCAGUGGACACAGACAGCCUGAAGUCUAGCCCUAUUAACCAGUGAUUCAUUUCUUUUUUCUUUUUUUAAAGAAAGGUUGUGAAAUGUGUGCAUUCUUCUAAGUAACUGCUUCCUUAGCUAUAAAAACCAGUUCUCUUUUCCCUUCUCUCAUUUCUCUGCUUGUUUCCAUUUCCAUUCUCUCUCUCUAAGUAGACUGUAUUCUGACAUAUUCUUCAGUCUGUACCAAAACUACAGUAUUCCUCAGUUAAUGUUUUAUGUUACAUCAUGGAAUACAUUAUAAAGAUGGUGGAAGGAAACAAAUGUUUCUCAAGUUAAAAGACAUAAGAACAUUCCUGCAGGAUUAGUCCUGCACAAGGACUUCUGCUAAUGCAAUGGGGGAAAGGCUCUUGUUCCACUGCAGCACAGCAGCCCUUUCAUACUUUGCUUCAAGGUUGGCUGUUACAGGUGACCUCUUCAAUGCUCCUUUGUUAAAGUGAUCUUGCUGUGCUGGACAGGGCAUAGAACAGGGAUGGGGAACAUGGUUUCUUCCAGAAGUUAUAGAAUCAUGGACUUGGAAGGGAACACUAGGGUCAUCCAGUCCAACCCCCUGCAAUGCAGGGAUCUUUUGUCAUUGGACUCUACUUCCCAGCAUCAGCCCCAACUUGCAUGGCCAAAGGUCAGGGAUGAUGGAAGUUGGAGUCAAAUAACACAUGGAGGGCCACACAUCCCCCGCACCUCCGUCACAGGAGGGGCACGGCAGAAGUGCAGUGCCAUUUGCUGGAUCAUAAUCUGGUAAACAAGAACCCAAGUCUCGAGUUUCAAAGAACUCCUCUUCAGAAUAAUUCUUUGCAGGUCAAAAGUGGAUAUUCUGCUUUUUACCAAUAGAAGUGGGACAAUUUAAGAUAAAAAAUGAACUGUAUUGCCAUUUAUCUUUUUACCUUUAAGGGUAUCAAUCUCACUGGGUGACCUCAGUCUCGCCUAACCUCCCUCGCAGGGUUGUUGUGAGGAUAAAAUAGAAAACAGGGAGCACUGAACCAUGUGUGCCACCCUGAGCUCUUUGGAGGGACGGAUAAAAAUGAGAUACAGUAUAUUGUAAAUACAGUCAUUGAAUCACAGGGGUCAUUCUGUGGAAGAGGCUGGGAAAUCAAUAUGUUCAGUAACCCUGUUUGAACUACUUCUUAUAGACUGAUAGCCUAGGGGUGGAAAGCCAUUUAUUCAGCACAAUGGGGACCACACUGAGCUGGACCUCUGUCAAUGCUUUCCUGAUUUUAUUUAUAUGGUAUAGCAUGAAUAUGCUAAGAUACCGGGCUGUGCCCUAGUGAGCAGGUAGCUAUUCCUUUUUGAAACUUAUUGUGAAAGACCUAGUGUAUUCCUGGUGUUACAGAUAUUCUUGAGGCUGAGGACUUUAUUUGUAUUGUAAAUACUUUCCUGCUACUGAAUACAUUUGUGGCACAUUCAGUAUUUACUGAAUCACUUUCCUGCUAUGAAAACAAUUCUGCCCAAUGUAAUAAAAUGAUGUUUAUGUAUGUAUUAAGGAUAUGCAGUGACACACAUCUCCUCUUCUUUUUAUUAACCCCAUGGACAGUUAGUCACUGAAUAUAUCCCCAUAUGUAUGAAGGAAAUGUUUAAGUGAAAGGACAGAGCAGAAUUCCUGAUUCCAGGCUGCUGAAAGUUUAGCUGGAAGGUCAUUUGAAACAAAGCAAUAUACAGUGGUGCCUCGCUAGAUGAAUUUAAUUCGUUCCACGGGUCAAUUCUUAUAACGAAAAAUUCAUCUAGCAAAUCCCAUAGGAAUGCAUUGAAUUUUUUAUUUUUGCCCAUAGGAACGCAUUAAUUGAAUUUCAAUGCAUUCCUAUGGGAAACCGUGAUUCGCUAGACGAAUUUUUCAUAAAACGAAUUCGUCUAGCGAGGCAACCUCAGCUCGAAAAAUCCUUUUGUUAAGCGAAAAAUUCGUCUUACAGGGCGUUCGUCUAGCGAGGCACCACUGUAAAUAUACUCAGGGAACAGUUCUGUGGAGACUCUGAGAAGACGUACCGGUAGGUCCUGAACAAAGACAGGAAAUAAUUACAAAAAAAGUUGGGAAACAGCUCAUGUUUUCCCAAGUCACAGCAUAGAGGAUUCAUCCAUGCCAUGGAUAUUACCGGUAUUAUUUUUUGCCUUCAAAUGAGACUUCAAAGUGUCAGCACAGUGAGAAAGCCAUGUUAGCAACCUGAUACUUUGGUCCUGAUGUUGCAGUUGGACAGGUGAUGACCCAGCAACAAAUUAUCCCCUCAUAUUUGGGAGUUAACAUAAUAGGAUGGUCUUUGCCUGAGCUUUCAUUCCUAUCUUUAGCCAAAAAGCAAUGGUUGAACAUGGAAUACAGCACUCAGUUGCUCCACACAACCAUCUUCUUUUGCUUUUGUAUUCUCUGCUGUUCCUGUAGCUGAGCCAUCUCCACCGCACUAGGUAUUGUCUCUAAAUGUAGCAUGCAAACUGUGAGACAGGUUCCCCUAGAACUCUGAGUGCGGGGGUCAUAAAGAGCAUGUAACAAACCUACAGAGGAUAGAAAUAUAUGAGGCUGCUUACUAGCAAAGAUUCUCUGUUUCCUGAAGUUUCGGUGUUUGAAUGGAUAGCCACCCUUAGUUUAUAGGGAAUAUACAAUGUUUCGGUUUAGGGGAGUGGAAAUAAGUUUUAUGAGCAGUGCUGUGUUGAUCUGCUACAAGAUGUGAUCCAGAUGUUUUGACAACAAAUGUCCUGGGGUUGCACUGUGGCAGAAUUAUUUAUUUGUUAAUUACGAAGUAUCGGUACCAUCCUCUAGGUUGCUGGUGCUCUAGCCCGAGAAUGGAACAGGCCAAGUUCGGUCUCUUGAGAUGAAGCCUGCUGUACUUAUUAUUUUGGCUGUGGCAGUAUAAAACUUUGUCCAUUUGGGGACUAUUAUAGUAAGGAAGUGAGGUCAUAAUCUGGCCCCCUUGUUUCUCAAAUGUUAAAACAUAUUCCUACAUUAUUUGCACCUAUAGGCAUCUAACAGCCAUGAGACCCAAAUGUUUUUGGACGUACGCGAUUUUCGAAUACACAUGGAACCCCUGGAAUUGAACCCCCACAUAAGAUACAAUUGUACUAUACAGAGAAUUUCCUGCAGAGGUUUUGCUUUUUUGUGUACAUGUGGGAGAGAAAGCCUAGGGUUUGUGGUCUGAUCCCUCAAGGUGCUACUUGUGUUCGUAAGACUGACUAUUUAUGAAUCCUUUACACCAGGGGUCAGCAAACUUUUUCAGCAGGGGGCCGGUCCACUGUCCCUCAGACCUUGUGGGGGUGGACGCGGACCAUAUUUUGAAAAAUAAAUUAAAAAUGAACGGAUUCCUAUGCCCCGCAAAUAACCCAGGGAUGCAUUUUAAAUAAAAGGACACAUUCUACUCAUGUACAAACACGCUGAUUCCUGGACCGUCCGUGGGCCGGAUUUAGAAGGCGAUUGAGCCGGAUCCGGCCCCUGGGCCUUAGUUUGCCUACCCAUGCUUUACAUAGAUUAGAACCUUGACUGUGAAGGGUUCCCAAAUGUGCCCUCUCGCUUUGUAAAUGUAAAAGAUGUUAGUGGAUCAUGGGGAUCCCAAUAAAAGAAAACAGAGCAUGUAAGAAUGAAGUCAGCCCUCCCUCUGCGCUUGCAUUUGCAUGCCUAGUGAAGAUGUCCCAAACAAUUUGGUUCAUUGUACUCUUUGUUCUUUGUUCUUGCUAGUUAAUCAUCUUCGGCUUGUAUAUGCUGCCUUUGUGGCGACACAUAUGGCGCUGCCCUAGAAUGAACAGCAUUUCUUUCACAUUUUGCCCUGGUCAGUUUUGCUAUAGAAAUCAGGUUAAACCGGGUGUCUCUGCGGAAGGUAGCACAGUGCAGAGUCUCUGAGCUGAAUUACCUGGAGCAGAUGAAACAUGAAAUGCAAAUCUGUCGUGAUACCUUGCAUGUUCUGCAAUCUGCUGCUUUCAUAGCUGGGGGAAAGGGGAAGAAACAUCUGAGAAGCGGGGCUUGGUGUGAUAAAUGGCGGCUCUUGCUUACAAUGAGAAAUGUGAAAGCCUUUGAGUACAACACUAUUACAACCGUACCCACUACAAAGCAAGGGUAGAAACUGGUGGAGGCUGAAUGGGGCACAACCCCACCAAUAUCAAUAUGCCCUUGGCCAGCUCCCACCUGCCUGCCUUCUUAUUUAUAGGAGUGGCCCAAGCUGUCAGCUUCUUCCUUCUUUGUCUCAGUGUUGCCCUUGUAAGAACUUAGCAGGGUGGAGAAUGGGGGCAAAACCAGGAUUAGUUGGUUCUGCCAUUGGCUUUUGUGGGGAAAGUGGGGUUGACAAGGCACUUGAAAGGAGCGGAGAGUCGAUAUAUGGGAAGGAAGGAAGUAGCCAGAAAGAGGGGAAUAAACUUAAGAGACAGCACAUGGGCAGUGCAUUACAAUUCCUAAACAACUGGCAGAAAACCCACUGGGAAGAAUUCAACAGUGCUUCAGCAUGCUGGAUGGAACAAUUACCGAUAAAGCCACCAAUCCCCUGAAUAGGCAAGAAGACUGGGAGUACAUCAUUGGCUUCUGCGAUCAGAUCAACAAAGAACUUGAAGGUCCACAGAUAGCUGUGAGAUUGCUGGCUCAUAAAAUCCAGUCACCGCAGGAAUGGGAAGCAGUCCAGGCCUUGACUGUGCUGGAAGCUUGCAUGAAGAAUUGUGGGCAAAGAUUUCACAACGAAGUAGGGAAGUUUCGUUUUUUAAAUGAGUUAAUUAAAGUUGUGUCUCCCAAGUACCUGGGAGACAGAGUAUCAGAGAAGGUCAAAAGCAAAAUAAUUGAGCUGUUGUACAGCUGGACGGUGGCUCUGCCAGACGAGUCCAAAAUCAAAGACGCCUACUACAUGCUGAAAAGACAAGGCAUUGUUCUGUCUGACCCUGUAAUUCCUGCAGAGAGUACCCUAAUCCCCUCCCCUCCAGCUCGUCCCAAAAACCCUGUGUUUGAUGAUGAAGAGAAAUCCAAGCUUUUAGCUAAACUGUUAAAAAGCAAAAAUCCAGAUGAUUUGCAAGAGGCAAACAAGCUUAUUAAAUCUAUGGUGAAAGAGGAUGAGGCCCGCAUACAGAAAGUCACAAAGCGCAUGCACACGUUGGAGGAGGUGAACAACAAUGUGAAGCUGUUGAAUGAGAUGCUGGUUCACUACAGCAAAGAAGACUCUUCGGAGGCUGACAAAGAGCUGAUGAAGGAGCUCUUUGACAGAUGUGAAACCAAGAGGCGGACGCUAUUCAAACUGGCCAGCGAGACGGAGGAUAAUGACAGCACUCUGGGCGACAUCCUGCAGGCUAGUGACAACUUAUCACGCGUAAUAAAUUCCUAUAAAAGAAUUAUUGAGGGGCAAGUCGUCAAUGGCGAAGUGGAUAUUCCUGGGCUGCCUCCAACAGAGGGAAGUGAUUCUUCCAUUAACAUCAGUACGCUGAUUGACUUGGCGGGCCUGGACAUUUCUAGUACUCCGCCACCGCCACCGAUGCCUCCAAUGACAUUGACCCCAGCACCGACAUUAACCCCAGCUCCAGCCUCGUCAGAAAUCCCCAUCCUCCCACCUCCCCCUCAGGCCAUCGGUCACUCCCGGAGUCGUUCAUCGAGCCAGGCAGAAGCCACUUCCGCUCUCUUGACUGGCUCGGCCAAUUCCAUCUCCUUGCUUGAUGAGGAACUGCUAUGCUUAGGCCUGAAUGACCCGGCUCCCACUGCAGCAAAAGAAGCUCCUGAGAGCAGCCAAUGGAACAUGUUCCAGAAUGAACCAGUCGAUCUGGACUUCUUGAACCCAAAACCAGCUUCCGUUGCCUGUAACUCACCUCUUCUCGCUGCCCUGUCGCAGCCCACGGGUAGAACGUCAGCCUCUCUUGCCUCCACAUUCACAGCCCCGCAGCCUGCCCCUACCUCAGCCCCAUUCAUAUUCUCUGCUGCAGCACCACUGGGACCGUCCAAUGCAAUGCCAGGUGCCCCCGGGUACCUGGGCUCUGCUAUGGGAAGUGGUGAUCUGCACAACCUGGAUCCCAUAGGACAUCUGGACGAGAGCAAAGGACCUUCGGCUCAAGCAAACCUAGGCGCCUCUGUGUUCCCUGGUGGAGUUGCAUUGCCUGCUGCUGCUGCACCUCUGACAUCCGCUUCAGGGCUGCCCAUUGCAGCUCCAGGAGUCCCUUCACUUCCCUACCCAGGCAGCUGCCCUGUCGGGUCAGGAAGCCCCCUCUUCCAGCCAGCCUCCUUCCAGCAGCAAGGAAGUCCUCUGAAAGGACCAGAGAUCUCCUUGGGCAACGUUCACGUCCCACUGGAGUCCAUUAAGCCAAGCAGCGCUCUUCCUGUGACGGCUUAUGACAAGAACGGUUUGCGCAUCCUCCUGCAUUUUGCCAAGGAGUGCCCCCCUGGGCGGCCCGAUGUGUUGGUAGUGGUGGUUUCAAUGUUAAACACAGCGCCCCUUCCUAUCAAGAACAUUGUGCUACAAGCAGCAGUGCCAAAGUCCAUGAAAGUGAAGUUGCAGCCACCUUCGGGGACAGAGCUAGCUCCAUUCAAUCCCAUCCAGCCACCAGCUGCUAUCACCCAGGUCAUGUUGCUGGCAAAUCCGAGGAAGGAGAAGGUGAGGCUGAGGUACCGGCUGACUUUCGUGUUAGGAGACCAGCCCACCACAGAAGUGGGGGAGGUGGAUCAGUUCCCCCCAGUUGAGCAGUGGGGAAACCUAUGACCCAGAGGGGACCCCAAAGGGACUGGAAUGAAUGUGAACUGGAAAGGGCGCAAGUGGUAUCCAGCAGCGAUAUUGAGCUUUGUUUAACAUGUCCUGUCCACUCCACUUGUAGCUUUAGUCCAGAAUGUUUCCUGCACUCUGGGGUGAAGCAGUCGGGGGCAUGAACACAGAGCAUGAACUUGUCUAGGCAAGCCAGAAGUAGAGGCCUGGAUGGUUUCUUUACUUUGGCCAAUCCGGUUCUAUCUUCCACUUUGUUAAACUUGAAAUCUGAUCAUUCUGGUGAGCUUCGUAAGCAGAAACGGAACACUCAGUGUUGGCCAGAUGUCUACAAAGGGCUAUGAUGCCUUCGUAAAUUUCUUUGGGGCAGAGCCCUAACAGAUGUUCCUGUGCUCAGUUUUUUUGUUUACCUCCUUGGUGCCAGAACUUAGGACCACCUGCAGGCUUGCUGGGUAAUAAACACAAGGUCCACAAGGGGAGAUUUCUGCCAUAACCUGACACUCCCAUUUUCUUUUGUAAGGCAACAUUCUACCCCAAAAGCCAGCACAGCUCAUACAGGUGGAACAAGCUGUGUUGUUUUAUACAUGCCACAUGUGAACGUAAAAACACAUAGCUCUCAAGCUGCUGCCUUUGAUUUUAUACUUCCAGCUGACUCUGCAAUGUGCGCUUUCUAGGCAGCUGCUACAUUUUGGGUGCACAUGGCUCUACAGUUGGUUCCCCCUCAGCAUUCAACAACUGUACUCCGUUUGCGGGGGGGCGGGGCGUUAAAAACGAUGACAUCCACUCUUGGUGCAUCUGUCAAUCAGGGUCAAAGGUAGGAAACGAUUGCAGCUAAGACCUUGAUUCUUUUUUCAAAGGCAGUAUUAGUAGUUAGGAAUAUACACUGUACAUAGAACUAUAGGAAAACACCAGACCAAUGGAUAAGGGGAAACAGAAGCCAUGGCAAUGCAUGUGCUGAGUUGAUUAUACUGUAUUUUAUUCAUUCCAAAUAUUAAGUGGUUAAGUGCAAUUGUCUCCAGGAGGAGAUCCCUGUGUUGAGUCAGUCGGACUAACAGUCCAACAUAUGGCACGUAAGCCAUAAAGUGAGUAUCACUGCUUUGGGUCUAGUAGUCACUUCCUCUGAUCUACUACAAUUAUUUUUGAUCUGAAAUAUGUUUUCAAAAAAUAGUUGUCCUGAAUUAACCAUUUUGCUUGGUUAUGAAGAAAAAAGGCUGUUUAGAAAAAAUUUAAACACUGAAGUAGGCUAAGAAUUGCUAGGUGUAAUUUUAAGUGCUUCUUGCCACACUGAUCUGAAGGUGGAAACUUGGCUUAAGCUGAAUUAAUUACGUUUCUUAAAAGCUGAGCCAGUCUUACAAGCAGCCGUUCUAAUUUUCUGGACACCUUGUACUUAACACGGAAGAGAUGGAACAAUUGUCUCCUACAAAGGCUUGGGUACUCACUGGGCUAAGGGUUUAUGGGCAGUGCAACCUAAUCUGUUGCAACGUAAAGAGCUUCAGCAGUUAUUUGGAGGGUUCAGCCUUGUGUACAGACUUGUAACUGUACAGAAAGGGACAGACAUGGUCCAUAUGAACAAAGGAGAGACUUGGAGGACAGCGUCCGCUAUGUUUAGCGGCUGAGAACAGGGCGGCAUUUCUUCUGCCUCUUGAUCUGGUCCUUUCCUGUAUUUCAGUCUCUCUGCUGUCACGUUUUUGCUUAGCGAGUCUGCCCAGCUGCCGUAGCAUAUCUAGAGAGAGCAGGUUUCACUGCUACAGCUUGCCUAUGAGCAAGUCACUCUCUCUCUGACUGAGGAAACCGGAGGGAGGGGGGUGGGCACAACUGCUUUCUGCCUAAUGGCUUUCUCAGUGUCAGCAGUGCUGCCAUAACCCUGCUGUACAAGCCCAGUAGCAAGAUCCCGUCGUCUCACUGUGUGGAAAUGUACUGUUAGAAGCUUCAGAAGUUAUUUAUGAAUGUUACUUGUUCAUAGGCUGAAGUUGCAGCUUCCUACCAAACACGCAAAAGACUGUAAAUAUGUCUCGGAAGUACUUGUUUUUCUGCACGUUCAAUAAAAUUGCUUUCUCUACUCUGCUUCACCUGCCUUGCUGCCAGUUAAUACUGUAGGGUGUUCCCUGCUCCCUCCUAACUCCUAGGACUCAACCACAUACUAUUGUUUCUCUUAAGAACAAUAGUCAGAAUAAAAACAGAUCCUUCAACUAAGCAGAAGCAUUCUGUGAUUAAAUAAUGCUCAGAGUUCAGGUUGGCUGCUGCUUAGGAGAUGGAGGCUUGGAUGAAAGUUUUUGUGGCUUAUUUUAAAAGCUGAGCUGCACAGCUUCAUUCAGUGGAAUGAGGGUGAAAGCAAGGAUGCCGAAAACUGCAAAUUAGAAUUAAAGCUGCUUCUUGGGUAAGAAAGUUCUAAAUCAUUUUUGUUCCUUGAUCCUGCAUGAAUGGAGAUUUGGGUUGGUUUUAGAUUAUCAAAUGGACUAGAUCUGGAUGUUCAUUAUUAGGGUCACCUUAGGAGGUUACUUACCUUAAGUAAUCUUAAGUUGUUGAAGUCUAGGAAAGCAGAAAGCUCAAUUUCCAUUGAAUUCACUGGAGAAAGGAAUUUCCUCUUCCAGGGUUAUAUGUUACAAAAGGCAAUUUUAAAAAGAAAAGUGCAAAAGAUGAAAUUUAUUCCUAGAAAAAACAGCCAUGAUAUGUACAGUAAGUAAUUGACACACAGUUUGUGAGCUGCUCCAAUAAAGUGACCUCAUGAUUCUUCCAAUGUGCCUUCUUUGACAAUGGCUCGUGCAAGGUUUCGCGCUAGACCAAUUCUCAGCAUUUCCACCUUCAUGGUCUCAGCAUCAUCCUCCUGGAAACACAAAUAAUCUUAGGAGUUCACCAAAUUGGACAGCAUUUAAUGAGGCCAAGCCCUGCCUUUAUCUGCCCCACACUUCAUGACAUAUAUGUCAGGUGUAAGGCAGAUGUGUGUGGCUUUCCUGGUGUUCUGAAAUAGGCCAGAGGUUCCCCAUCGCUGAAAUACGCUAAUCUACUGUCAUUUAAACUGAUAUUUUGUAUGUGAGCUGCAAUUUACACAUUACUAAGCAUUCUUCUGCCAGCUUAUUUUACGGCUGUUGGGAAAGAAAGCGCUUCCAGUUAGUUUGCAUUCAACAUGUGGAAGCAUCUUUCAAGGUGCUAUGAAUCACAGAAAAUAGGAUUACAUGGAACCAAGUGUCUCUGUUUCUUUCUCUUGUUCUAAAAUGGCUAAGUUCCAACCUGCUAGAAACAGCCAUACAUCAUGUAACUUGCUAUGAAUUAUUCUAUUUUACUACCUUGAGACCAAAACUUUUCUUUCUAUAAAACACUCUUAGGCUGCGGGGAUCAGUAGAUGUUUCCUCUGCUGUUUCCGCCUUUUCUCAAGCUACGCCAUGUGAGUGAAAACUCAGGUCAUUUUUCUGAGCCCUCUGCACUUCUCCAAGGGCUCAAGGAAAAGGACGAGGCUGCAUUCACACAUCAUGGUGAAACAUAGUUAAUAGUUUGUGAAUGUGCAGGUGACUCCUGCUUUAUUCCUUCUCCAAGGAGCAACAAACCAAGGUCCAUGGCUUUGUGUUAUCUUAUGAAUCGGAGACCGAUUAGUUCCCCUCCAAACAAACAAUGAUAUGAAGCCAAGGUCUGGGACAAUCUUACCUGGAGCUGCUGGUUUUUCGAUUCUGCUGCCAUCACAUCUUCCAAGCAUUUCAUCAGUUCAUAUGUCUGUUCAGCAGAGAAUAUCACCUGGAGGAAAACAGUAGUUACCAUCAUACAACUGCAAUUUCUUCCAGCAUUUAUUUACUGGAAGUGGACUUUCAAGCUGCUGAUGUGUAGCAGGUCAUGCAUCUAAACGUGAAAGGUGUAAUCACAGUGACCAAUGAGAUUAAAAAGCUGAAUAUCUACACUGUGUAAUGCCCUUUGGUUUCCUCAACCUGGUUGUGGCUUUUAGGAAAAGUGUUGUGAAUUGAUGGUUGGGUGCUGUAGUAGACCAAGGCCAACCGAUUUCUGUAGAGCACCAUUUCCACUGUCCAACUGAAAAGGAUCCCGAGUUAACCAGCUUGCUGAAAUACAAGCCCUUGAGAAAUAGCCAGAGUGAACCUCAGGGGGAACUUCGUGACUUACAGCUUAGUAUCAAGGUUAACCGAGCCCAUCUGCAGGAAGGCUAAAGCUCUUAAAGUAAUGAGUCUCUUUCUUUGAAGAAGCAGGUGAUCAAAGAGGAAGGUCACACAUCCAUCUCCCCUGCAAACACUAGACUGAGUUUUAGCAAUUACACAGAGUGCACUUGGCUGCCUAUCCGCUGCCACUGUCUGAAUCUUCACAACCAUACAGCUCUGGAGCUCUCUGGUUUUCCCAGGAAAGGGGGGACAUUCCUUAGACUACUACCACCACCGGCAGGUAUUUCUACUGUUUGGAAAUAUCACACUUGCCUCUUUCUGCUCCAGGAGCGGAAGUGCAUCAGUCAGUAAGGUCAUCCAGAAGGAGCAAGGAGCAAUACGAGCCGUCAUCAAUGUCAACAGCAGCUUAGCCGCUGCACAGAACCGCUUCUCGCCAUACAUCCGAUGAAAUUCCCGGUAUUUCCC